AUGUCAGAAGUAUACUGCCUAGAGCCGCCCUGCCGCGGCAGGGUAAUCUUACACACUACCGAAGGGGAGUUAGACAUCCGCCUCUGGAGCUCGCAAUGCCCGAAGGCCGUCCGCAAUUUCGUCCAGCUAUGCCUCGAGGGCUACUACAACAAUUGCAUCUUCCAUCGCAUAAUACCGCAGUUCAUGGUGCAGACCGGCGACCCGAGCGGCACGGGGCAUGGUGGCGAAUCAAUCUACGGGGAACCUUUCGAGAACGAGAUCAUGUCCCGGCUGAAGUUCAGGUACCGCGGGCUCGUUGGAAUGGCCAACACCGGAGGCAAGCAUUCUAAUGGCAGUCAAUUCUUCAUCACGCUAGAGCGCGCCGACUGCCUGAACGGCAAGUACACCCUCUUCGGCAAGGUCGAAGGCACCACCGUGUACAACCUCAUGAAGAUAGGCCAAGUGGAGGUGAACCCCGCCAACGACCGGCCUGUCAACCCGCCUAAAAUUAUCCGCGUUGAGGUGCUGGUGAACCCUUUCCCGGACAUACAACCACGCUUGGUGGCGUUUCACGUGCAGCAAGAAGAUGACGAGGAUUCUAAGCCUGCUGAGAAGGAGGUGGUAUCGGUGAGAAAGGCAUGCUUGCUAUCUUUCGGCGGUGACGGUGACAGCGACGACGGGGGCGCAGUGCCAGUGAAGAUAGCAAGAAAGGCAAAAAGCGCCCACGAGCUCCUCGAAGACCCCAAACUGUCCAAGCAGCCGGUAGCGCUGCGCGACGUAGAAGAGGCAGCAGCAGACGCAACCGCCAACGCCCAAGACACGGACGACAAUGGCCAAUAUGAAAUCGCAAAUGAACAAUCAGAAUCGAGCGCCGACGAGUCGGACGACCGCCGCAGAGAGAUCGAGAUGCUGCAGACCCAACUGAGGUCGAGGAAGCGAGGCGCGGACACAGCACUCAAGGGACACGACGGCGCGAGCUACAUGACCCGCAAGCAGAUGAAGCUGAAGGGAUCAAAACAGAACGUCAUGGAACGCUUCGCUGCCUUCACGAAGCGGCUGGGCAAACUUGCCAAGGACCCGACCCUGGCGGCCAAGGAGCAGCAGGAGACCGACGAAGAUCUCGCCGACGGCUCAUGGUUCGCGGGACGCAAGCUACAGUUCUCUGUAGAUUCAGUUAAGAUACUCAUCAAAACACUUACAGGGCAGCGCGUUCCUUUCGAUUUUGAACCCGGCGACACCGUCGCUCAGGUGAAGCGCAUCCUCCAGGAGAGCGAACCGGGCUUCGAAUUGCAGCAAAUACGGCUCAUAUACUCCGGUAAGCUAGGAGACGUCGCGGCAUCACACUCUGCGGCAGGUAGACACCUCUCGGAUGAGCUCACGCUCAAGGACUACAAGGUCACGCCUGGCUCUACCAUACACAUGGUUCUACAGUUGAGGGGGGGUUAG
Molecule: messenger RNA, 1425 nt
Organism: Babesia ovata
Lineage: Eukaryota; Apicomplexa; Aconoidasida; Piroplasmida; Babesiidae
Product: peptidyl-prolyl cis-trans isomerase
Exons: 9
Coding region: 1-1425 (474 amino acids)
Biological process (GO): protein peptidyl-prolyl isomerization; protein folding
Cellular component (GO): catalytic step 2 spliceosome
Molecular function (GO): peptidyl-prolyl cis-trans isomerase activity; protein binding
Source: RefSeq, a predicted model, not a curated record